Molecule: messenger RNA, 198 nt
Organism: Dibothriocephalus latus
Lineage: Eukaryota; Metazoa; Platyhelminthes; Cestoda; Diphyllobothriidea; Diphyllobothriidae
Source: the annotation of a GenBank genome assembly
AUGUCAAGCGAAUUACUGCUCAAAUUGGCUGAACGCAACGCCGUAAUCAUUCUGACCUCGGCCUCGGUGGAUGACUGCGAAAACGUGCGUUCAAAGUUGAUGCGCUCCACGGGUCUGGAGGAGACGCACGUGGAUUGUAGGCGACUGGACCUGGACAGCACGCGUUCCAUCCGGCGCUUCGCUGGCGCCAUCCGCCAC